This is a messenger RNA of Geosmithia morbida, 1515 nucleotides long. Its product is annotated as ATP-dependent RNA helicase DDX6/DHH1. NCBI's taxonomy places the organism in Eukaryota, Fungi, Ascomycota, Sordariomycetes, Hypocreales, Bionectriaceae. Gene Ontology annotation, molecular function: mRNA binding; ATP binding; RNA helicase activity. The transcript is spliced from 3 exons. Bases 1 to 1515 code for a protein of 504 amino acids. Gene Ontology annotation, biological process: cytoplasmic stress granule assembly; P-body assembly. The record is from RefSeq and is a predicted model, not a curated record. Gene Ontology annotation, cellular component: P-body; cytoplasmic stress granule.
AUGUCGGAACAACUAGCAGACAAGCUGAAUGCGGUGUCACUGAGCGACGGCAAUGACUGGAAGCAAAACCUCAACCUCCCCGCACGAGACAACCGCCAACAGACAGAGGAUGUCACAAACACCAAGGGCCUCGAAUUCGAAGACUUCUCGUUAAACCGCGACCUGCUCAUGGGCAUCUUCGAGGCUGGGUUCGAGAAGCCGUCACCGAUCCAAGAAGAAGCCAUCCCGGUGGCACUGACCGGCCGCGAUAUCCUCGCCAGGGCAAAGAACGGUACGGGUAAGACGGCCGCCUUCAUCAUACCCACCCUCGAGCGAAUCAAGCCCAAGAUCUCCAAGAUUCAGGCCCUCAUCCUGGUGCCCACCCGCGAGCUGGCCAUGCAGACGUCGCAGGUGUGCAAGACGCUGGGCAAGCACCUGGGCGUCAACGUCAUGGUGACGACCGGCGGAACCGGCCUCCGUGACGACAUCAUGCGCCUGCAGGAUCCCGUCCACAUCGUGGUCGGCACCCCCGGUCGCAUCCUGGACCUGGCCGGCAAGAACGUCGCCGACCUGAGCGAGUGCCCCAUGUUCAUCAUGGACGAGGCCGACAAGCUGCUGUCGCCCGAGUUCACGCCCGUCAUCGAGCAGCUGCUGCAGUUCCACCCCAAGGACCGCCAGGUCAUGCUCUUCUCCGCCACCUUCCCCGUGUCGGUCAAGGAGUUUGCCGACCGCAACAUGACGAACCCCUACGAGAUCAACCUGAUGGACGAGCUCACCCUCCGCGGAAUCACCCAGUACUACGCCUUUGUCGAGGAGAAGCAGAAGGUCCACUGCCUCAACACGCUCUUCUCCAAGCUGCAGAUCAACCAGUCCAUCAUCUUCUGCAACUCGACCAACCGCGUCGAGCUGCUGGCCAAGAAGAUCACCGAGCUGGGAUACUCGUGCUUCUACAGCCACGCCCGCAUGCAGCAGCAGGCCCGUAACCGCGUCUUCCACGACUUCCGCAACGGCGUCUGCCGCAACCUCGUCUGCUCCGACCUCCUCACCCGCGGUAUCGACAUCCAGGCCGUCAACGUCGUCAUCAACUUUGACUUCCCCAAGAACGCCGAGACGUACCUGCACCGCAUCGGCCGUUCCGGCCGUUACGGCCACCUCGGUCUCGCCAUCAACCUCAUCAACUGGGACGACAGGUUCAACCUGUACAACAUCGAGCGGGACCUCGGCACCGAGAUCCAGCCCAUCCCCGCCAGCAUCGACAAGAGCCUCUACGUUUACGAGAACCCGGACACCAUCCCCCGUCCCAUCUCCAACCUCCCCCGCCAGCAGCUCCAGCAGCCGGCUCCUCUUCCUCAACAGCCCCAGCAGCAGCAUCCCCAGCAGCAGCAGCAGCAGCAGCAGCAGCAAAGUCAGAAUGGCCACUCUCAGCAGCAGGGAUACAGCAACCAGGGCCGUGGCGGUCGUGGUCGUGGUCGCAACUAUCGUGGCCGCGGAGGCGGUGGCCGUGGUCGUGGCCAGCCCCGGGAUAUUCAGGCAUAG